Messenger RNA from Drosophila hydei, 2783 nucleotides. RefSeq names its product endoplasmic reticulum metallopeptidase 1-like. Gene Ontology annotation, biological process: proteolysis. The transcript has 11 exons. NCBI's taxonomy places the organism in Eukaryota, Metazoa, Arthropoda, Insecta, Diptera, Drosophilidae. Gene Ontology annotation, molecular function: metalloexopeptidase activity. The record is from RefSeq and is a predicted model, not a curated record. Bases 82 to 2697 code for a protein of 871 amino acids.
AAUUAUACUAUACAUAUAUUAGAGCUCUUGAUAGUAGGAAUUGUUUUUUUUUUUUAAAUACGGUAGAGGAAAUUAUCGUUGAUGUUAAAUUUUAAACGAAAGUUAACGAUCAUGGAUAAUAUCAGCUUUGACCUAGCUGAGAAAGAUAAUCCCAGGAAAAAGAUGCCCUGGUAUCAUGCAUUCAGCUUCCUUUUUCUAUGGGCCGCACUAUUCUUUGCUGUGGUCUUUCCGCUCUACAACGUUUUGCCCAUUUCGGUGAAUAUUGAUGAAGAGAUUUUCAAGCCAGGUCAGUUUGUCGCGGAGCGUGCCCAGCACCUCUUACUGGAACUGGAUCGUCUGGGACCGAAAAUCAUCGGCGAUGUGGUGAACGAGAAGACAAUGAUUGAUUUCUUGCUCAGGGAAAUGGACAUCGUACAUAGAGUAAUGCGUCACGAUCUCUACGACUUGGAGGUAGAUGUCCAACAGGUGUCUGGCUCUUAUCUGCAUUUGGAGAUAGUCCGAAUGUAUCAGGCAGUGCAAAAUGUGGUCGUCAAGCUGAGCUCAAAGAAAUCCAACAGCACAUCCUAUCUGCUCGUCAACAGUCACUACGAUACCAAGCCAGGUAGUGUGGGUGUGGGGGAUGCUGGUUCCAUGGUCGUUACUAUGCUGGAGGUGCUGCGCCAACUGGCCACAUCUAGCGAUCCGUUCGAGCAUCCAAUUGUUUUUCUCUUCAAUGGUGCUGAAGAGAGCUCACUGCAAGGAGCGCACGGGUUCAUCACUCAGCACAGAUGGUCCCCCAGCUGCAAGGCAUUCAUUAAUCUGGAUUCUGUUGGUUCUGGUGGGCGUGAGAUACUCUUUCGAGGUGGUCCGAACCAUCGGUGGCUAAUGAGCCACUACAAAGCCGCCGCAAAGCAUCCGUUUGCAACAACAAUGGCUGAGGAAAUAUUCCAGACUGGCGUUAUAAAGUCCAAUACGGACUUUAAAAUCUUUCGUGAUUUUGGUCGUCUGCCUGGUCUGGAUAUGGUGAUUCAGUACAAUGGCUAUGUUUAUCACACAAAAUACGAUCGUUUCGAGUUCAUAACCCGAGAGUCACUGCAAAACACAGGCGACAAUGUGCUCUCCCUGGUCAAAAGCCUAAGCAAUUCAAAAGAGAUGCAGUUCACCCAGCAGACACAGUCAAACGGGGAGUCGGUUUACUUUGAUUUCUUGGGUCUGUUUUUCGUCACCUAUCCGGAGUACGUAGCCAUGGUGGUGAACACAAUCGUUUGCGGCGGUGGCAUUGUCCUAUUGUAUAUUUCUUUAUGGUACGUGUCGAAGAAACUUGAUUAUCAAGUUGCCGCCGUGGCCGUUGAGUUCGGCAGUCUGUUUCUAUUGGAGUUGGUUUCGAUUUUCCUGGCUGUGGGCUUGCCAAUGCUAAUGGCGAUAUUCUAUGAUGCGGGCAAUCGCACGAUGACCUACUUUACCAACAGUUGGCUGGUAGUCGGGCUCUUCAUCAUUCCAUCGGUAAUCGGUCUGGUAUUGCCACUAACGCUCUACCUCGUCAUCAAUCGUAGCGAUAAGAUACCACACAGCUAUCGUUUGCAAAUGGCCAACCACGCCCAUUGUCUAUUCAUUGCUCUGUUGUGCAUUAUUUUAACCAUUUUCAGUGUUCGCAGCGCUUACAUCUUGAUGAUCUCUGUGCUCUUCUAUGUGGCAGCAUUGAGCAUCAAUUUGAUCACCAAGCUGCAUGAUCGCGGUUACUUUUGGUCGCUUGUGCUAUGCACCUGUCAACUUAUACCUUUCCUUUACUUCAGCUAUUUGUUUUACGCAUUUCUUAUCAUCGCCAUUCCAAUGACAGGCCGCAAUGGUACCGAGACGAAUCCGGAUGUGGUAAUUGCCUUCCUGUGUGCUUUGGGCACGAUAAUGGCACUGGCUUUCUUGGUGCCACUCAUCAAUGUGUUCCGUUAUCCUAUUAUAAUAAUAGGGGGCUUGACGUGCAUAACCUUUAUAUUUUGCAUGAUAUCUGUUUCGGAGAUGGGUUUCCCCUAUCGCCCUAGAACGAAUGUGAUGCGCGUUAACUUUUUACAAGUGCAUCGGAAGUUCUUUAAGUACAAUGGCUCCGUCAGUGAAGAGGAUUCCGGUUACUACAUCGCCCUUCAGGACCGUCGUAGGGAACAGCCGCUGCGCGAGAAGCUAGACUUAACUGGCCUUUUGCACAUAGAAAACAUCUGCGACAAUCUAAUGAAUUGCGGUGUCCCCAGCUUCGGUCAAGGCUGGAGCGGCGGCCGUUGGCUGCCACGCAAGGCACCCGUCACAGUGCCCGGAGUCACCACACUUGAACUACUAAGCAAGACAAUACUGGAGAGCAACUAUUCGAUUCGAUAUUAUUUCAAGCUAACAGGGCCCGCCCACAUGACCAUAUUUGUGAAUCCCUUGGAUGGCGUCAGAUUGGUAGACUGGUCAUUUCUGCGAGGAGUCCCGGAUUGCCCGGCCAAAUGCAAGCCGCCGUAUCAGAUUUACUUCUCCUGGGGCGCCGACAGCUCGCCCAUUAAUUUUUAUCUGGAAUUCACGAAGACGAGUGGCAAAUUCAAGGAACCUGUAUUUGAGAUUGGUAUCUCGGGACAUUAUCGAAGCUACGUCCACAAGCGGGACUCGCAAAGCGCUCGAUUUAUAAAACAAUUUCCAGAUUUUGUACACACCAUGGAAUGGCCGGCCUCCUAUGAUAGUUAUAUCUUUUAAAGUUAGUGAUUUUUAAUUUAGGAAUAAUAGCAAAAUAUAUGUAAAUAUGUAAACACCAAGGGAAUGCAAGCCAAGUGUCUUUACUU